This is a messenger RNA of Suillus discolor, 711 nucleotides long. RefSeq lists its product as uncharacterized. The annotation marks the transcript as partial. The record is from RefSeq and is a predicted model, not a curated record. The transcript has 3 exons. Lineage: Eukaryota; Fungi; Basidiomycota; Agaricomycetes; Boletales; Suillaceae. Gene Ontology annotation, molecular function: protein binding.
GGCACAGUCAGCUGCGCUGUCUGGGUCACAACAAGAGUAGGCAUGGCAGAAACCCUUUGUUAUGGAACUGGGCUGGGCUACAUCAGAUUUUUACGGUCUAACGUCCAACAGAUGCAGUUUCAGGAGAUCUGUGCUAGGAGGCUUGUGUCAGGCUUCAAAAUUACUUGCAUGGUAUGGGAUUCGACAUCCUCUGGAGCGAAUACGCAGAUUGCAGUGGGAACGAGGGACAAAAUAGUUCAAGUCCUCAUUCUCAACACAAAUUCACAACUGCAGUCUAUAUUUUCGGUGCGACUCGACAACAUAGUGCCAAAGUCUGUAGCAUUUGCAGACAAUGGGUCUGUUUAUGUCUUCGGACUAUAUGACGGGAACUUCAUCAAGCUGAAGGGUAAUGACGGUGCUGUGGUAAAGAAAUACAGUUGCCAGUCAGUUAUUGGACAUGCAGCCGUCAACCAGAAGAAAGGUGUGUUCAUAGUAGACAAUGCCACCAAUGGUUUUACUUUGUAUCGACUUGAAGGUGAUGAGGAACCAGUUCAAACAUCCGUGACCACUGCUCUGAGUGUGUCCGUCCCAAAGCAGGUGACAUUCAGUGCAGAAGAAAGAUUGAUCGUUGGGGGGAGCGACCAUGGAUCAGUGUAUGUAUUCAAGAGGAAAACAGGGAAGUUAUUCAAUACUCUUCACCACUCCAAUACAGGUUUGGUGCAGACAAUAGCA